This is a messenger RNA of Chenopodium quinoa (quinoa), 2170 nucleotides long. RefSeq names its product lysine histidine transporter 2-like. The coding region runs from base 166 to 1569 and encodes 467 amino acids. The record is from RefSeq and is a predicted model, not a curated record. The transcript is spliced from 7 exons. NCBI's taxonomy places the organism in Eukaryota, Viridiplantae, Streptophyta, Magnoliopsida, Caryophyllales, Amaranthaceae. Gene Ontology annotation, cellular component: plasma membrane.
UCCAACAACUACUUUUGCAUCUAGAAUAAAUCCUUGUAUAAGACACACAAAGUGAACUCAUAAAAAUCAUAUUAUUAUCAUACAACUAACUUAGAUUAUCAAAAACUAGAGAGCACUUGCAAAAAACAUACUAUAAAAAAAUUAUAAAAGUCUAUAUAAUUAAUCAUGGAGGGAGUAGAGAAGAACGAAAACACUAGCCUUGACAUAGAAAGUGGCGGAGAAAAGAACCAAAACGUGAUGUUUGAUAGCAACAUUAACGUUGGAGAAAAGAACCAAAACGUCGAAGUCGAUAACAAUGUUAACAACGAGCUUCCGGUAGCCUCGAACCGAAAGGGGAAGUGGUGGUACGCUGCCAUUCACAAUGUUACCGCCAUGGUUGGUGCGGGUAUUCUCGGUUUACCCUAUGCUAUGUCUCAACUUGGAUGGGGUCCUGGUGUGACAAUAUUAUUAUUGUCAUGGAUAGUGACGUUAUACACACUGUGGCAAAUGGUAGAAAUGCAUGAAAUUGUGCCGGGAAAAAGAUUUGAUAGGUACUAUGAACUAGGACAAUAUGCUUUUGGGGAAAAUUUUGGGUUAUGGUUUAUAGUGGCACAACAGAUCAUGGUUCAAGUCGGUUGUGAUAUUGUGUACAUGAUAACUGGAGGGACUUCCUUGAUGAAGGUUUAUAGCAUUCUACUACCAAAUGGAACACCCAUCAGACGAACUUACUUUAUCAUGAUCUACGCUUUUAUCCAAUUUUUUCUAUCUAACUUACCAAAUUUUAACUCUAUCACCGGAAUCUCCUUCGUUGCGGCUAUCAUGUCUCUCAGUUAUUCUGCCAUCGCUUGGAUAGCUUCAUCUAUAAAAGGAGUGCAAUUGGAUACAAGUUAUGGAAGUAGGUAUAGCACUGAUGCAAGUCAUAUUUUUGGAUUUCUGAGCGGGUUGGGAACAAUUUCAUUUGCCUUUUCUGGGCACAAUGUUGUAUUGGAGAUCCAAGCUACACUCCCUUCUACUCCAGAAAAACCUUCCAAAUUAUCCAUGUGGAAAGGGUCAUUAGCUGCCUAUAUAAUGGUGAUGUUAUGUUAUUUUCCGGUGGCCUUUGUUGGCUAUUUUGUAUUUGGAAGAGUUGUUGAAGACAACAUAAUGGUUUCACUCGACAAACCUAAUUGGCUCAUUGUUAUUGCCAAUGUCUUUGUUGUUAUACACGUUAUUGGGAGUUAUCAGGUUUACGCAAUGCCAAUGUUCGACAUGCUCGAAUCUUUUUUAACGCUAAAAAUGAAACGCAAACCAAGUAAGAUGAUUCGCCUAGUAACCCGUUCUACCUAUGUCGGAAUUACUAUGUUUGUGGGAAUAGCAUUCCCAUUUUUUGGUUCUCUUCUUAGCGUUCUAGGUGGAAUUGCAUUUGCACCCACUUCCUACUAUUUACCUUGCAUAAUGUGGUUGAUAAUUUGCAAACCCAAGAGAUACAGCUUAUCUUGGUUUUGCAAUUGGUUCUGCAUUAUAUUUGGCGCAUCACUGACGAUCUUAGCCCCCAUUGGCGCUGUAAGAGAUAUCAUAAUGCAAGCUGGAUCGUAUAAAUUUUUUUCUUGAUCAAUUCUAGAUUUAAUUAGGGAUAAUAGGAUGCUCAAAAAUUUCAAUCCCACCGAUUUUUUUAGGGGACUAUCUAUGUUUAGAAAUAAUGAUAAACAAUUAAUGAAUGAUAAUUAGUGUCAUUAUGUUCACCUAUAAAAUUGCUUUCUCAUAAGUGAUUAUGAUUUUCUAUCACAUUUUGCAAUUAUUAAAUUUACAAAAGUAUUAAUGUUAAUACUUCUCCAAUUUUCUUCCAUUAAAAAAAAAAAAAUACUGCUCCAAUUUUCUUUUAGUUAUGUAAUUAAUAAACUUUAUUUGGACCAAUGGGAUGGUCCAUUGAUGAUCAGGUCCAAUGAGUACUAUCUAAAUAGUGCUCAAUAAAUUAAUUUCUCCAUUAUUUCAAUUUUUUAUCCACUUUUAAUCAAUCGAAGCUAACAAUUUUUUUUUUUAUUUGAAAAUGAAGAACAUGGCCCUAAGUAUAAGAAGCUAAAUAGGAAUUGUUGAUGAUAUAUAUUAACAUUAAUAAUUACACGAUGUAUGCGUAAUUGUUAUAAAUUACUAACUUAAUUUUGUUUUGGAAACUAUAUUUAAUGCGUAUACUUUAUUUAUUUAUUUUAUUCUA